UUUUAUCGGCCGGCAUUCACUAGCAUCGGCUGGCUGUCAUCGAAUUACCACUUCAACGGUUGAAAAUUGUUUCACAUCGUCACAUUUUUACGAAAAAUACAUUCCUAGUUUAAUAAUCAUCUAGUUUACGCAUUUCAAAUAUGGAAGUAACGGACGAGAACUUGGCCACUCUGGCGAAUUAUCUGCAACAAACGUUGAACCCAGACACUAACAUAAGGCGACCGGCUGAAAAAUUCCUGGAGAGUGUAGAAGUAAACCAGAACUAUGCCAUUCUGUUGCUGCACCUUAUUGACAAAGAAACUGUGGAUCUUACUAUCAGGGUUGCUGCUGCAAUUGCCUUCAAAAACUACAUUAAGAGAAACUGGCCUGUUGAAGAAGAUGGCGCUGACCGCAUCCAUGCAUCAGAUAGGGCUACGAUCAAGACUCUCAUUGUAUCCUUGAUGCUGAAGUCUCCUGAAGCCAUACAGAGGCAGUUCAGCGAUGCCGUCUCCAUCAUUGGCAAGUGUGACUUCCCAGAGAAGUGGCCGAGCCUCAUACCGGAAAUGGUUGAGAAGUUUGCUACUGGUGACUUCCACGUGAUCAAUGGAGUGUUGAGGACGGCACACUCCCUGUUCAAGCGCUAUCGAUACGAGUUCAAAUCACAGAAGCUCUGGGAAGAAAUAAAACAUGUGCUCGAAAACUUUGCAAAACCUCUCACAGACUUGUUUGUUGCCACAAUAGAUUUGACGACAAAACAUGCGGACAACCCGCAAGCUUUGCGAGUUAUCUACGGGUCGCUCGUACUUAUAUGCAAAGUGUUCUACUCACUGAACUAUCAAGAUCUGCCUGAGUUCUUUGAAGAUAACAUGCCCAUUUGGAUGCCGAAUCUACUCAACCUCUUACAAGUGAAAGUCCCGUGUUUAGAGACGGACGAUGACGAUGAGAAGCCCGGCGUUAUGGAGCAGCUUCGUACGGAAGUUUGUGAGUGUGCGGCUUUGUAUGCGCUUAAGUACGAGGAAGAGUUUGGUCCUCACGCGCCGUCUUUCGUGACCAGCGUGUGGACGGUAUUGCUGGCUACUGGACCACAGCCCAAGUAUGAUGCGUUGGUAUCGAACGCGCUGACCUUCCUUGCCAAGAUAGCUGAGAAAAAUAAUUACAAAAGCUUGUUCGAAGACCCGGCUACACUCAGCAGUAUAUGUGAAAAAGUUGUCAUACCCAACAUGGAGUUCAGAGAGUCAGACAUGGAGUUGUUCGAGGACAAUCCCGAAGAGUACGUGCGUCGAGAUAUCGAAGGCUCGGACGUGGACACGCGCCGCCGCGCCGCCUGCGACCUCGUGCGGACGCUCGCCGCCAGCUACGAGGACAAGAUGAUGAACAUCUUCGGACAGUAUGUGCAGCUCAUGCUAGCCAAGUAUGCGGAGUGCGGCGCAUCAGCUUGGCGCGGCAAAGACGCGGCCAUGUACCUCGUGACGUCACUGGCGUCCCGCGGCAGCACGCAGGCGGCCGGCGUCACGCGCGCCUCGCCGCUCGUCGACCUCGCGCAGUUCGCGACCACCCAUGUACUGCCCGAGCUGCAGCGACCUGACGUGAACGAGUUGCCCGUACUAAAGGCAGACGCCAUAAAGUACGUUAUGACGUUCCGUUCGCUGCUGCCCAAGGAUCUCAUCAUUGCUUCAGUACCCUUAUUGAUAUCGCACGUGCGCGGGCGUGGCGUGGUGCAGACGUACGGCGCGUGUGCGCUGGAGAAGCUGAUCGCGGGCGGCAUGCUGCAGCGAGCCGCGCUGCAGCCGCACGCCGCCGCGCUGCUCGCCGCGCUGUUCCACGCGCUCGGCGAGGCAACAGACCCGCAGCACCACAACGAGUACGUCAUGAAGGCCGUUCUCCGUACACUCUCGUGCCUACAAGACGGGUCGCUGUCCUACUUGGGCGAUGCGCUACCGAAACUUGCCCAUAUGCUGUCAGUUGUCGCCAAGAACCCUUGCAAGCCACACUUCAACCAUUAUUUGUUCGAGACUCUAUCGCUCGCUGUGUCUUUGGUGACGAAAUCAAAUCCUGACGCUAUAUCAGCCUUCGAAGAUGCUCUGUUCCCGAUAUUUCAAGAGAUCCUUCAGAAUGAUGUACAAGAGUUCAUGCCGUACGUGUUCCAAAUGCUCUCGCUACUGCUGGAGCUGCGCGGCGGCGGCGGCGGCGGCGACGCGUACAGCGCGCUGCUGCCGUGCGUGGUGGCGCCCGCGCUGUGGGAGCGCCCCGCCAACGUGCGGCCGCUCGUGCGCCUGCUGUGUGCCUUCGUGGCGCAGCGGCCCCAGCAGGUGCUCGCCUCCGGCCGCCUCAAUGCAAUGCUCGGAGUGUUCCAGAAGUUGAUCGCGUCCAAAACGAAUGACCAUGAAGGAUUCUAUCUCAUGCAGACUAUGCUGUACAAGUUCGGAAACGAAGUGAUGUCCCAAUACACGAAGCAGAUAAUGACGCUGCUAUUCCAGCGGCUAUCGUCGUCUAAGACCACGAAGUAUGUGCGCGGACUCAUCGCCUUCCUCGGCUUCUAUGCGGCGCAUUUCGGCGCAGACCCAUUGAUUGAUCUCGUCGAUUCAGUACAGGCUGGCAUGUUCGGAAUGUACGUGGAGCGAGUUUUAAUCGCGGACCUACAACGUGUGAGCGGCGCUCUGGAACGUAAGGCGGCCGCCGUCGGCUGCGUCAAGCUGCUCACUGACAGCCAGCACUUCCUCACCGGCUCCCUCGCGCCGCUGUGGCCGCGACUGCUGCAGGCGCUGAUCUCGUUGUUCGAGUUGCCGACGGACGAGACAGCAUUGCCGGACGACCACUUCAUCGAAGUAGACGACACUCCCGGCUAUCAGGCGCAGUACGCACAGCUCACCUGCGCUAAGGGCGGCAGUGGGGACCCACUCGCUGACGUGGGCGACCCGGUGAACUACCUAGCCACGUCCCUGGGCGCUCUAUCCCGCCAGUCCCCCGGCGUGCUGCCGCCGCGGCUGGCGGCGCUGGACGAGCCGCACCGCAACGCGCUGCACCACUACCUCGCCGCCUGCAGUGUGCAGCUCUGCUGAUCACCGGACCUGAUAUACAACCUUUAUACACCGGGAUUCACUAACUAACACGCCACUGAGACACACACUUCAUCUGAAAAAAUAUUAUUAUCUAUGAAAAACUUAGCCCCAAAUUCACCCACAACGUAAACUUUAUUAACCUUUUGAACGCCAAUGUCGGCUAUAGCCGACAUGAGCAAGCGUGCCCUGUGCGCCAACGACGGCUAUACUCGACAAAAAACAGGUCGCAGAAAAAUACAAAAUAAACCUAUUAAAUCAUUACUUUUAUGUAUUUUUUAGUAGAUAUUUAAUUAAGAUUUUCGGGCUUGGCGUACAGGGCAUAGGAAUACCGAUAUGGCGUGGCGGUGAAAAGGUUAAAUAAAGUACAGUAAGUAAAGUAAAAUAUAAAAUUUAUAUUUUUCUAGCGACCUGCCCCGGCUUCGCACUUGAUAACUAUAUGUCCACACUAUUUAAUGUAUGUUAUUAUACAUAUAAACCCUUCCUUUUUAAUCACUUUAUAUUCAAAAAAACCGCAUGAAAAUCGAUUGUGUAGUUUUGAAGAUAUAAGUGUACAAAUGGAUAUAGGGACAGAAAGAAAAUUAUUUUUAUUGCGCAAUUUAAGACAUAUACACACUUAAAAUAUAAAUAUAACAGAAAAAACUACUUUGUAUGUAGUGAAGUGCAAAAUCAAAAUAAAAGGACCACAAAAAUAAUAAACAAAACGGUGUUAAAAAGUGAAUUAAAAAACGGUGUACAAAGGUUGCAAAGUAAAAAGUGAUAAACAUGAACGAAUGUGUAUAUGUGAAACUAGUGUAAACUUCAAGACUGGACAUUAAAUAUGAAAGGAAGUAUGACUGUUAUUUGAUACAACAAUUACUGUUACUGGUAUUUAGGGUGCGUUUACACGGUGCAAGUAGCUUGCGCAUGUUGAGGCACAUGCGCAGGUUAUACAUGCAUUUUAAAAACGUGCGGGGCUAGUGACUCGCGCAUGUACCAAAGCAAAAUACCCACGCGCUUGCGCAUGUUAACUUGCUCCAGCUACAUGCACCGUGUAGAUGCACCCUUAUAUUAAAUAAGGAUAGUGUGAUAGUGGACAUGUGAUGAACAAAUAUUAUGCAUAAGUGGUGAUGAAUAAAUGUUAUAAAUAUGAUAUGUGAAUGUAUUUGAGCUGGUUCUUGUAUACAAUUGAUGAAUGCAUUUAUGUUACAUUUUCUUGUUAGACAACUGUUUUUUCAUGUAGAUAUUUUGAUAAUGCACGCUAAUAUAACAAGCCGUCUUAGUAAAUCUAUACUAAUACUAUAAAGGAAAAAGUUCAAUUAUUGUUUGUUUGUAUUGUAUGUUAUAUAACUCAAAAACUACUGCACUGAUUUUAAAAAUUCUGUCACUGUUGGAAAGCUAUAUUUUCGCCGAGUAACAUAGGCAUUGUAAUAUAUAUUUUGUACCCUUACGUACAGUAGUUCCCACGGGACGCGGGUGAAACCGCGGGAAAAUGGCUAGUCAAAUAUAAAAAGCUGAUCUGACUUGAAUUGCCGUUUGUUUUACAAUGUUUUUAUGAAUAAUGUGCACUGUCAAAAUAGGUUUGCUAUAAGUAAUAUAAAAUUACUUUAUUUACAAUUAAUGUAUGUUGUUUUAAGCUGCUGUAUCUAUUGUAUGACUAAACUAGAUGUAAAAUUGUUUGAACACGAUGUUGAAAGGGAUCAGCGCUAAGCGUCGCCCGUGAAAGUGUAACCGAGCAGUGAUAAGUUAAUGUAUCAUAUUAUGUUUGUACAAUAAAUGCUUUUUGUCUAUAAA
Molecule: messenger RNA, 4808 nt
Organism: Helicoverpa armigera (cotton bollworm)
Lineage: Eukaryota; Metazoa; Arthropoda; Insecta; Lepidoptera; Noctuidae
Gene: Cse1
Product: exportin-2
Exons: 19
Coding region: 141-3038 (965 amino acids)
Biological process (GO): protein import into nucleus; protein export from nucleus
Cellular component (GO): cytosol; nuclear envelope
Molecular function (GO): small GTPase binding; nuclear export signal receptor activity
Source: RefSeq, a predicted model, not a curated record